AUGCAGAACAACCCCCAGGAGCUUUCAUGGCAGGCGAUUCAGGCUAUUGUCGGGGUUAAACUUCCGCCUAAUGUGUUGCGAUUCGACGACAUUGAAUUUCAUUUAAUUAACUCAAGAUUAGGUGACGAAGAUUCGGAUUCUGAUGUUGAAAUUAUCGAAAAUGAUUGGGAGUCGGACAAUAAUGUAUCGUCAAAGCCCGAGCAUUCGGACAACGAGAAACCUUCACCUGAAAGAGGGCAGAGUGAGUCACCUAUUCUACAUCUCGUAGAACCUGAUAAUAACAAUUCAGGAAAAGAUUUAUUAGACUAUAGAAACUAUCUAGCCAAAAUGGAUACCAAAGAUAUCGAAAUCGAUCAAACUAUUCUCAAUCAAAGCGACGACGCCGACAGCUCAAACGGGAAUGUCAUGUCCAUUGAAAAUUAUUUAGAAGUAACCUUGUCUACAGACUCUGAGGCUAGUCAUACUUGUAGCCAGUGCAACCAAAUAUUUUCCAGUGAACAGUUGUUGUCAUCGCAUAAUUGCAAUGCUAAACCCACCGAAGAGAAAAAAUAUCCAUGUCAUGUUUGUUCAGAAAAAUUCCCUAGCUAUUGGGAACUCAGAAAGCACAUUAACAGUCAUUUUCCAGGAAUGCUGGAUUCUAAAUCAAGCUUUUGUCACUUGUGUCAGAAAGACUAUACGAAAACAGGAUUCAUGAACCAUUUGAGAAAGCAUACUGGAGAGCGCCCAUUUGUGUGUGAGUUGUGUCAUAAAGCAUUCUCCCAGUCAAGUUCACUCUCUAUACACAUGAAGUUUCACCUCAAUGUGCGCAAACAUGCAUGCACUGUCUGCGAAAAGAAGUUUGUUACCAAAAGUGAACUGUCACGACACAUGACUGUUCACACAAAACAAAAGUCAUAUUACUGUGGUGUCUGUGAUAAAGCAUUCACUCGUUCUGAUAAUAUGAAAAAACAUGAGAAAACACAUGGAUAA
This is a messenger RNA of Pieris macdunnoughi, 969 nucleotides long. NCBI's taxonomy places the organism in Eukaryota, Metazoa, Arthropoda, Insecta, Lepidoptera, Pieridae. The record is from the annotation of a GenBank genome assembly.